AUGCCAAUAUCCUUUACACCAUCCAUUUGGCUUAUAUAUUACUCUUAUACUGUUGGAACAAUUUCUUUUGUACUAAAUUUUCUAGUAAUAUUUCUAAUUAUUUUCAAAAGCUAUAAAGUUGACAGCUUUCAAUAUUAUCUUCUAGGUUUUCAGAUCUCGUGUACAAAUUACGUGCUUCAACUGACAAUUCUCUCCCAACCAAUGAUCUAUUUCCCGAUUCUCGCAGGACAUUGUGAAGGGCUCUUGGCGUCUUAUUUUGGAAUUUGGUCGCACUAUUUGAUUGGUCUAAUUAUUUCGUCAGCAAUCGUCGAAGCACAGUUUCUCAUCGGUUGCGUGGUGUUCAAGCAUCAGGCGAUUGCACAAGUUUUGAACAAGCAUGUUGUAUCGAAAAAGAUACGACUUCUACGUAAAAGUUCCUAUGUUUUCGUCCCCGGCUCCGCAUUUUUGACAUUCUUGCAAGGAAGUACCAGAAGAGAAAAAUUUAUUGAAUCUCGAUAUCCAAAAUAUCUAUCUGAAUUCAAAAAUCUCUCCAACUUUGCAAUAUACCAGUUCAAUAUUUGGCACGUGUUUCUAGCAGGAAUUGGAAUAGUUGGAGGAAUAUUUUGUGCAGUAACUGGAGUUUAUACUACAGUGGAUAUUUUCAAAAUGUUACAAGAGGUGCAGACAAAAGUCUCCAGUUCAAGCUUUCAACGCAAUCAAUCUGCAAUUCGUAGCUUGGUAUCUCAAAUGUUGGCUUCUCUCAUGUUUUUUGUUCCCUUGUUCUUUUUUGUGAUGCUAAUCAUGUCUGACAUGGAUAAUGGGCAGUUUAUUGGAGAAUUUCUACAAUCAAUUUGUGCGUUGCAAUCUAUUGUGAACGCGGUGGUGUUAAUAUUCACAACGCCCUGUUAUAGAAGUUUCGUUCUACAGCAGCUUCCUCAAUUUCGAAUUCCUGAGGCUUCACCAACUAAUGCAAACCUUCGAAUCCAGACGAUUGGUAUUUCUGCGUCUCCAGGAAUAAUUGCACCGGUGUGA
Caenorhabditis elegans is the source of this 1011-nucleotide messenger RNA. It is a transcript of the gene sri-33, whose product is annotated as Serpentine Receptor, class I. NCBI's taxonomy places the organism in Eukaryota, Metazoa, Nematoda, Chromadorea, Rhabditida, Rhabditidae. The transcript has 6 exons. The coding region runs from base 1 to 1011 and encodes 336 amino acids. The record is from RefSeq and is marked reviewed.